AUGUCAAGCUUGUGGACCCAAGCAUUGAAUCUAUUCAUUGAGUAUCUUGGAACCGACGGCAUUGAUGCACUUGGUCAGUCAAUAGCCUUCUCUCGUGAAGCCUUGGCGAGCACAGUGUCUUCCGCACGCGUGUAUUGUCUUUACCAUCUAGCAAGAUGUCUUUCCUUGCGAUUUGACCAUAUCCAUGAGAUUGAUGAUGUUUCCGAAGCCAUUCGAUACCUUGAAGAGGCAGAUGCCAUACCACAGGAGCCUUCGGAACAUGCUGUCAUUUUGCAAGUCCUGGCCAGAACCCUUGGUGAUCGUUACCAAGCGAGUGGGGAUGAACACGACUUUGAUCGUGCCAUUAAGGUCGGAAAUCGAGGCUUGGAUCUCGGUAUCUCAGAUACUUCGCGUGUUAUGUGUUUAUACACACUGAGCCAGACUUACGGCUUUCGCUUCUCCAAAGCCAAAGUUUUGAGCGACCUAAGCCUUGCAAUCCAACUAGGGGAACAGGCCCUAGAACAUUCAACAAAAGGUCAUCCUAAGAGAAGCAUGGUUCUGGGAAGUUUAGCGUGUUUAUGUACUGCCAGAUUUCAUAGACUACGGGAAUUCAAGGAUAUAGACAACGCCGUUGCCUAUGCAUCAGAAGCACUUGAGAUCAAUGAAGAUCCAGAACUGGAUGAAGUGUUCUGCAUGCACAUGAGCGAUGCGCUGGGCAGCCGUUUUGAAAUAUCCGAAUCUCCGGAUGACCUCCAGAACGCCAUAGAUUUCGCAAGACAAGCGGUGGAAAUGACCCCUCAGGAAGACAAACAAUUGCUGGCAGAUCGAUGCCACAACCUCAGUACGCUUCUUUAUGAUCGAUCUGGCUGGUUCAACAAUGGAGCCGAUCUUGAAGAAGCAAUCAGACUUGAAGAGGGAUCUAUACCUGCUAUCGAACAUGACGAAUCCAGACUGGUGACCGCUUUAGACCACCUGGGAGAGUUGUUGGACGCGAAGUCAGACUUUCGACAAGAUACUUCCUACUUGAGUCGAGCCAUCCAAUUGGCCGAGGAUGUCCUCAAGCAUACCUCAGGUCAAGAUGAUGAGGAUCGUGCACUUUACUUCUAUCACAUGGCACAUCGACUCUCCACCCGAUACGGGGUUUUUGGAAACAUCGACGACCUGCAACAUGCGAUCGAGAUGAUGGAGAGGGCACGCCAAGCAACAAUGGAUGAUGACUUACAACUCCUUGACAUGACUAUUGAUCUCAGUGAUCUUUUGCAUAAAAGAUACCUUCACUUGGGACUUAGCAAUGAUCUCGCUGUUGGAGUCGCACUUACCCAAUGGAUAUUGGACGACAAGUACACCGAGAGACUGACGAAACAAGACGAUUUGUGUAAGCUCAGUCGCCAUUUUUGUGACCGGUAUGAGGUGACGAGGUCACUCGGAGACAUUGAAACAUCCAUCCAAUUCGCCGAAAAAGCUGUGAACUUGGCUGGUGUGGAUCAUCCGCUCCGUCCCUACUCGCUUUUACAGCUGAGCCGUGCUCUACAGACUCGGUUUAACGCCCUGGGCUCUCUACCAUGUCUAGAACGUUCGAUCGAAAUCAUCAAAGAAGGGCUGGACUCCGUUUCAGACGAUGAGAUUGCCACAGCAAGCUUACAAUAUGCUUUGAGCCAGCAGCUUUUGGAAAGGUACGAACAUCUUGGAUCACUAAUUGAUCUGAAUCAAUCUCUGUAUUUGCUGCAAGAAUGCAAGGAACACACACCCAAAGAUCAUCCAGACCAAAUGGCUUGUCUCUAUGCCCUAGGAGCUGGGCAGGGCUAUUAUUUUGACAGAUCAAAUGACAUGUCUGACUUGGACAAAGCAAUUGAUCUUACAAAUCAAGCACUGGCGCUGGCUCCUAGUCAUGGCAUGACAAGAGCCAGCAUUCUCCAGAGUCUGGGCAUGCUCUAUGAGUCCCGCUUCAAAAAAAAGAAUUCGAUGGACAACCUACACCGAGCCGUUGAAGUAGCUCGUGAGGCCCUUCAAGAAGUACCGGAAGACUAUCCAGGGAGGAACGGCUUCUUGAGUAGCCUCGGUGAUUUGCUGUGUCUUUACCCAGUGACGGGCCCUCAGCCAUUUGAAUUCUCCUCCCUUGAUCGCAUCAUAGCGGGGCGAAAGGCCUUUGAAAUUUAUGUCACUGCACAAAAGUGGGACCACGCUGUGCAAGUAGCAAGAGAGGUCAACCAGCUUUUCCCAUUGUUUGUUCCACGUUGGUUAAGUCGUGAUGAUCAACAACACGCUUUGAAAAAUAUUACCAGCUUCACUUCGCAGGCUGCUUCUGCGAUUCUCCAUGCGGGCGGUACACCUGAAGAGGCACUUCAGAUAUUGGAGGCUGGAAGGGGGGUAAUUUCUGGCCACAGUAUCGAUCUCAAGGUUGAUAUUUCCAAGCUUAAGAGGCAUAAGCCUCCGUUGCACGCCGAGUAUAUUCAACUCCGGCAACAGGUGCUAUUGAACUUUUCUUCAAGUUCUUCGUGGAGUUACAAGGAGCUCCAAAGCAAGGCUCGCCGAUCACGUAUUCUUUUUCCAAUAACAGGCUCUGAUCGAAUGGAGAUCACGAGGAGGCUCGAGAAGUUGGAAUCGACGAUUCGGGCUGAGCCUGGAUUCCAGGACUUCCUCAAGCCUUCAUCUGCUGAAACUUACAUGAGACUCGCAUUGACCGGGCCGAUCGUGGCAUUUAAUGUCACACGGCUGCGGAGCGACGCACUGAUUGUUACAAAUAAACACAUUGAAAGCUUGCACCUACACGAUCUUCAUUAUGACGCCUUGGAAGCCAAUGUCAAACGAGUGAUUGGAGAAGAUCGGCUUUCGCGAGGGUUUGUAGAAACCCGUUCGGCGCGAAACCAAGAACUUCAAGAAAUACUGGCAUGGCUGUGGAAAGUUGCUGUCGGUCCUGUCUUCUAUCAUAUAGGCCUCAUUCAAUCAGAGAAACCUACGGGACCACUUCCUCGCAUCUGUUGGGUCACCAGCGGCCACAUGGGUCUUUUGCCAUUGCAUGCAGCCGGGGACCAGACAACUAAUGCGAUGGACUAUGCUAUAUCCAGUUAUACAACUACCUUUCAAACAUUGGAUUUCUCUCUACAGAGGGCAGGGCAAAGUUCCCGCUCUCAGGACCUCAAGGUCCUCAUGGUCUCUGCGCCCAAUAAGGAAGGCCACAAGCCUCUAAAAACAACCGCAGAGCUUGAUUGGGUAAGGAAAGGACUUCAGCAUAAUACCUCUAUCACGGUCCUCCAUGAGCCACAAUGUGAAACUGUCUUGAAGGAGCUUCCAAAGCACGACUUGAUUCACUUCUCAUGUCAUGGACAAUCGAAUCCAAUCGACCCUUCAGCUAGCACCCUCGAAUUAUCUUCACACAAUGAUGCGCGGGGGUCUUCCCAACUCACAGUACGAGACUUAGCAUCUUUGGAUCAUGAUAAGGCUCGAAUUGCCUACCUCUCUGCGUGUUCGACAGCAGAGAAUUCGUCCAACGAGCUUCUGGACGAAUCAAUCCACAUUGCAAGUGCGUUUCAGCUGGCUGGGUUUCCGCACGUUAUUGGAACGAUCUGGGAGGUGGGUGAUAAGACUGCAGUUAAAGUCAGUCGGCAAUUUUACGAGCUUCUGGGCCAACAGCUCAGAAAUGAUGGACAUUUGGGGGAUGUCGCCUAUGCUUUACAUGAAGCUAUUCAAGCGGUUAAGAGAGAGAGACCAAAGAAUACUCUUUCAUGGGCACCCUUGAUUUACUUUGGGGUUUAA
Messenger RNA from Penicillium mononematosum, 3732 nucleotides. Its product is annotated as CHAT domain-containing protein. Lineage: Eukaryota; Fungi; Ascomycota; Eurotiomycetes; Eurotiales; Aspergillaceae. The transcript is spliced from 2 exons. Gene Ontology annotation, molecular function: protein binding. The record is from RefSeq and is a predicted model, not a curated record. Bases 1 to 3732 code for a protein of 1243 amino acids.